AUGGUCAGUGAUGCUUUCAUACUCGUCGAUAUGCUGUAUAAAAUCAUAGCUUCUUUUGUUUCCUACGUUGACAGUGCUGCUGCUGUACUCGAGCUGGAAGAAAAAAACAAUGGGAAAAUUUCUGAGUUGGAGUUCAUAUCCCAUGUGUACCGCCUUGACGAUCCAAAAACUGUGAAAUUAAAGGAAGAUAUUGAAAAGGCAUUGGCUUCACAACCUACAGAACCAGAGGAUGAGGAGAUGGCAGAUCCUCCACCAUCACCGAAUACUCUCAAAAUGAAUCAGCGAAGGAAGGCCUUGAGUUUAAUAAUACAAGUGAGGCCUCCGAAAAAGGGAAAAGCUAUCCUUUUCCCUCGAAAUUCGGUGACAGAGGUUCUUGGAGCCUAUGAGGCAGCCAAGUUUGCCAGCACCCAGCCCAAACAGAAUUCUACUCCACAAUUGUCUAAUGAUUCAGUGGAUCUCGUCGUGAGGGUUUCAGCAGAGGUUCAUCGAAUGGUUCGUUCUUUAGAGAUGAGCGAGGUCCCACGUAGCUUUUUAAAUGAGCAGAUGCAUCGCCUAGCUGAUGAGGCCUUUCCAGAUCAUGAUGAUCCGAUGCAGCAAGAAUUGUGGAGUCAGUAUAUGCGCUUGGCAACAGCUUUUGUUGUGGAUGCCCUCAAAAUGAAUGAUAAGGUCAUUUUAGAGGUAAUAUUUUUUUCGCCCUCUGUCUCUCUUACCCUCUUUUUUAUUCCAGUAUCAUCUGCUACCAAUUUUUAUUCCAGUCUACUAGAUGCUGAUUGUUUGUUGCGCCACUUGGAGAGCCCUUUUACUAAAUUAGAAACAAGAAUAUAG
Molecule: messenger RNA, 825 nt
Organism: Daucus carota subsp. sativus
Lineage: Eukaryota; Viridiplantae; Streptophyta; Magnoliopsida; Apiales; Apiaceae
Exons: 4
Coding region: 1-825 (274 amino acids)
Source: RefSeq, a predicted model, not a curated record